Microplitis mediator is the source of this 481-nucleotide messenger RNA. Its product is annotated as chymotrypsin inhibitor-like. The coding region runs from base 79 to 345 and encodes 88 amino acids. The transcript is spliced from 3 exons. The record is from RefSeq and is a predicted model, not a curated record. NCBI's taxonomy places the organism in Eukaryota, Metazoa, Arthropoda, Insecta, Hymenoptera, Braconidae.
CGAAAUCGAUAAGAUAAAAAAAAUGACUAUUAUUUUUUUCCUACAAUUUGUCAGUCAUUGCGAUCGCUCGGAGUAAACAUGUUUGUUUUUAUUUUUUUCCUGAUGCUAACAAUUAUAACUGCAGACAAAGAAAUAGAUAAUAUUCAUGUUUGUGGCUCAAAUGAAAAAUCGGAUUUAUGUGGACAUAUGUGCGAACCAACGUGUGCUAAUCCCCAUCCCAACCCUAAUUUUUGCCCAGGACUACAAUGCACGGAACUAACACGGCAAUGUCGGUGUGAGCAUGGAUAUUUACGUGAUUCAAAUAAAAAUUGUGUAGACCCUAAAGAUUGUCCAGCAAAAAAGUAAUAGAAUAUGUAUUUCGAUGUUAUUAAAAUAAACAAAUUCAAAAAAGUUAAAUAUACAUUUUUUUAAAAAUCAUUAUUAGAAUUAAAAUUUUGUAACUUGGGUUCAAAUUGCUAUUAUGGAAUAAAAAAAAAAUUCA